CCAUCUUAUGUUUGUGUGUACAUAGAAAUUUCUAAUAUUCCAUUAGUUAUAUCCUAUGUAGUAUGUUCAAAUCUGUAGAUAUACUCGAUGAAUUCCGAGAUGGAAGGAUAUCUCCAUAGAUAACCGCGAGCAUUCGUUAUCACCGAUUUUUGAUAUAUUUUUACUUCAAGUUUAUAGUGUUGAUUUUUAAACAGAGUUUUCCUGACGCGUAGAAAUAACAAAUUUUUUGUGUAAAAACGAAUGGUAGCAGCUUGAUUUUGUCAUAAAAUUAUUACACAGUAUCACAGCAUUGCUUACUGAAGAAAUUAAUUUUUUCAUGUGUGGCUUUGUUUAUUGCUUAUUUAUCUUGAAUAUAAGUGCUAAAUCGGGAUUAUCGCAAGACAUUACGACUACAUCGCCAUCAAGCAGACGCCGUGUUGUAGUAUUCGACAUCGAUAAUACACUUUGCGAAUGUGACAUAUUGCCAGAAGAAUUGGAGAACGCCAAGAAGUACUACCCGGAAUGCCCUAUAUUUUUUUGGAAUUCUAACUCAAUAUGGCUUGGAAACGUAUCACAUGUUUUUUUACCUUACUUGCAAGUUUUAUUCGAUUACUUGAUAGAGCGAGAUGUUCGAAUCGUAUUUUUCUCUGCUGGUGACGAAGAAAGAAAUUUUUUGGUUAUCCCUCAGCUACUCUCGUCCUUCUGGGGCACGCAGCAAUUUGAAGCGCUGAAAGCCAAAGGACAAUUCGAUAUUUUCUCUAAGAAGAAUUUGCGUUGGGGAAAUUACUCGAUCCAGACGGGUGAAGGAAAUGAGGUGAAAGAUUUAAGAAAAGUUAUUCGUGAAGAGUAUGAAUCUAGGGGAUUGUUACCUGAAGGAAGUUGACGAAAGAGAAAAAACAGAAGAAGAGCGCAGUAUUCCAUUUUGGCAAAUAGAUUAUUGGGCAAGAAAAUCUCCCGGUUUUGUAUUGAACAGUGUUUACUUCAUGAUCGGUAUAUUCAAGACCUAUUUCGAGAAUGAAAGGUAUAAAAUUUUGCCUUUUAGAGAAUCUUUAAAUGAAUCAUGCCUGAAAAACAAUACUCCAGGUGCAAUGAUUUUUUUCAAAAGCAUUCGUUCGCCUAUGACAUGUUUGAUUUAGGCUUAUCAGAAGUGCAAAAACGAGUACCUAAUGCUACGUUUUAUGGAUUGAGGCAUCCGCAUGUGGGCUCCUAUAAAAGUAUACCUAGGUGCUAUAACGGAUAGCUCAUUUUAAUGACAAUGGCAACUACUAGGUGUUUUCAUAAUUCAAAUUCUGCGAAUGAAGAAGUAUUCCUUUGAUAUUGUUAAACAUGUUUUAUAAGGUAAUACGUUUUAUGCUUUCAAUAGAUAAAUUUAUGUUAAUUUCUGUGUACUUACUAGGUUUUUUUUUUAAAAAAAAAACUAAAUCAUUCUAUUUGUGGAAUGUUUCUGAUAGGAGUACAUGUGUAUAAUUUUCAGAGACACCUGAGCAAUGAUUGAUCUUUGAGUAAAUUUGGAACGAUUACUUAGUGUAUGCGCUUCUUGAAAAGAGUGUAGUGAAUGGGAACUGUAGAAUUCCGCAGAGUUUUAGGGCCCUGGUCCUAUACUCUCGAGGUUUAAGACCCUAGCCUCCAUACUUGAACAUAGUUUUUCGCCAUUAGGUAUUAGCUGCGUUCUGGGCGGCUAUUACCGAAAUAUUUUUGCCUCCGCAAUCGACGUAAUCCAACGCAAUGAACGUAAAAGAUUGCGUCGUUUGCGUAGAUAGAAAGCAACCGUGUUGAGCGUAAUGUGCGUUAUUUUAAUAUUUGAGUAACAAUAAUGUUUAUAAAAGCCCAAUUAACAAUUAAAAUUUUUUAUUUUUCCAGAUAACGCCAAUAUUGCAAUGCUCAUUACGUCGAUUGCGGCGAUUGCUGAGGCAAAAAUAUUUCGGUAAUAGCCGCCCUGGACUUUACUUUAGAUCAUGGUAUCUAACGCAUUUUUUUUUGUUGAAAAAAAAUCACUACUUUUUCACUAUCUUUUUUCAACCAAAUUUAUUUUUUAAUUUCAAUCAAAAUUAUUUUAAAAAACAAUUCAAACGAACACAUUACAUAGGUACGUUAUAUGACAGGGUGUCUAACAAAAUUUUAAAAUAAAGCAGGUCUUCGACAGGAAAUUUUUUUAACACUUGAGAUUUUAUAAGAAAAGGGAGUCGGAUGGCGAGGCAAAAUUUUACAUUAGAAUUUUUCGCUUUUCCAAUGUCUUCAGACAUCCCAAGAUUUUUUUCAAAAAAGUGGAUGGAUAAAAUAUAUAAUUUUAUCAUUUCAAUUUUUGAUUUUAUUUUCAAUCUUAAGGUUCUUGUUAAUGUAAUGAAAUUGGGUGAAUAAAAAACUUUUUUCAACUUGACAAAUUUUUAGAAAAUAUACAAAAAUUUGAACCGAUUUUUCUAAAUGAAACGGCGAGUUUUAAUGUAAAAUAAUUGGUACAAUUUGGCCUAAUGCGAUGCAUAAAAAUUCUGAUUUCUCCUUCAAGUCUGGAAUUUUUUAAUUGCGUUAAUCGCGGAAAAGAGAAACAAACUGGGCCUGGCAAAGCGAGGGCGAAAGCUCUCGAAAAUCAGUAUUUCGAGAAGUGUAAAAAAAACAGUGUUUUUCUGUGAAAGGAGUUAAUUAUAAGAAGUUUAUUACUUUGGUUCAAAAUUUUGAAAUUCAAAUUAUGAUUUUUUUUUUUAAAAAGCAACAUUGAAAAAAAAGCAAACGAUCCCGAGCGAAGCAAGCCCAAAAGCUUUCAAAAAUCCAUGUUUUGAGAAGUAAAAAAAAGUUUCUUUAUGCAGAGUAGAGUUUAUUUUUCUGAUUCAAACUUUGAACAUUUCUUGCAUUUAAAUGAUAAGUUUUUCACGUGGAAAAAGAAAAAGCCCUCGAAAAUGUGUAAUUCAAGCUCUUAAAAAGUCGACUAAUGAGCUCUUUUUUACGGAAUAAAAAUCGAGAAAAAGGAACGUAUUUGAAUUUUUUCAUUUUUUCACUGCUUUUUCAACAAAAUUCACUAACCUUUUCACUACUUUCACCACCUGUUAGAUACCCUGAACUGAAGACAUGUAGUUUCAUUUUUCAAAUAAAUCCAUACGAUAAAAACAUGUAGUACUCUUGCCCCACCACGAUAGUACUCUUUACUAAAAUUCAACUACAUAUUCAGAAAAAAUUAUCACGAAUGAUAAAAUGGGCUAAAAAAUGUUGUUCUCAUGCCAAAAUAUAGGUAGUUAAAGAGUUACCAUUUCACUGACAUGUGGUGCCAUCCCCCCUACCACCACAUACUUUCCACCCCAUUGGGAGGCUUCAAACACAAAAUGCGGACGUUUGCCACAGCCUAUUUUAAUACUUACAAUUAGUUUUUUGAACACAUGUUUUGAUUACGUAUUGGAAAUAAUUUUUCCAUAUUCCGGACGCCCGUAGGGCUCAAAUAUUUGGGACCGUUUGAAAACUACGACUUAAAACAGAACAGAGCAAUGCUUGUUUUUUCAAAAAAAAUUACCAAACGCUCGAGUUUUUUUUUGUUUUGUUUUCUUUGUCACAUGAUCAUUUGAUAUUCGAAUUCUUCGGUAAAAAAUACGCUAUAUUAAAAAAAAAAAACUUGAAACAAAAUUCUUUAGGUAUUGGGGAGAGAGGGAAUCGAUUUCAAACUUUUAGAAUAAAAGCCACCCUCAUUCUUUUAAGCCCUUACUCCACAAAAAAUUUUGUAGGUCAAUUGAUGAAGUUUGCCUAUUGCCUCUGAUAACAUUUGAAAACAUUUGUCCAACUUCCCUUUUCUUAUAGUUGGAGAAUUUCAUAUUGAAAAAAUUGGUAUGUAAAAUAGAAAACGCUGUCUGAAAGAUUAGAUAUCUUGUUUGAAAAGUGUUGGGAUAUCUUCCUAUGUUUGUGUGUAGAAAUUUAUAAUAUUCCAUUGGUUAUAUCCUAAUGUUACGAUCUGUAGAUAUAACCGAUGAAUUUCGAGGUGGAUGGAUAUCUCCAUAGUGAUAACCAAAUGUUUGUUAUCAACGAUUUUUGGUACAUUUUUACUUCAAGUUUAGUGUUGAUUUUUAAAUCAGUUUUCCUGACGCGUUGAAAUAAAAAAUUCUUUGUACAAAAACGAAUGAUAGCAGCUUGAAAAAGUAGAUGCCCACACAAAGCCUAAGCUAACAAAGCUCCAUCAACUUACUGAAGAAAUGAAUUUUUUAAUAUGCGGUUUUAUUUAUUGCUUAUUUUCCACGAAUAUAAAUGCUAAAUCUGGAUUAUCGCAAGACAUUACAUCCUCAUCAAGCAGAAGUCGUGUUGUAGUUUUCGACAUCGAUUGUACACUUUGCAAACCUCAGGUAAUAUUAGAUCAAUUGGAAAACGCCAAGAAGUACCAUCCGGAAUGCCCUAUAUUUUUUUGGAAUAAUGUAUCGCAUGUGUUUUUACCUUACUUGCAAGUUUUAUUCGAUUACUUAAUAGAGCACGACGUUCGAAUCGUAUUUUUCUCUUUCGGUGACAAAGAAAGAAAUGUUUUGGUUAUUUCUCAGCUGCUUACAUCUUUCUGGGGCGAAGUGAAAUAUGAAGCACUGAAAACCAAAGGACAAUUCGAUAUUUUCUCUAUGGAGGAUACGCGCGAAGGAAUUCAUGAAAGUGAAUACGAAUUUGUGAAAGAUUUAAAAGUAGUUCUUAAAGGACCUGAAACUUUAUCUGAUGCUAUUUUAGUAGAAGAUUACCGUGGUUAUGUUGCUUUUGAUCAGAAACCGUAUUUGCAGAUCAUGGAUUUAACGUUUUGGUACAUACGAGAAGAGAACGAAAGAGAAAGAGCAGAAUGGCUUUAUUCGUCAUAUUGGAAAAGAAAUUCUCCUAAUUAUCAUUUGAACAGUGUUUACUUCAUGAUCGGUAUAUUUAAGACCUAUUUUGAGAAUGAAAAGUAUAAAAUAUUACCUUUUAGAGAAUCUUUAAAUGAAAUUCUGCCUGAAAAAAAAUACUACCAAGAUUUCUUUGAAACUCACUCGUUCGCCUAUGAUAUGUUUGAUUUAGGAUUAUCAGAAGUGCAAAAACGAGUACCCAAUGCAACGUUUUAUGGCUUGAGACAUCCAAAAGUGGGUUCCUAUACAAGUAUACCAUAACUGAUAGAUAGGUCAUUUUAAUGACAAUGACAAUAAUAACGAGAUCUUUUUUGAAUUCUGCGAAUAAGGGACACAUCACUGUCGAUGUUGUUUAAAAUGUUCUAAUAUGAAACUUUUUUUUUUUUGCUUUCAAUAGCUAUAAAAUAUGUAAUCGAGUGCUCAAUAAAUUAUUAUAGAUUUUCAAAAACUGAAUGUUUUAAAAUCCAGUUUAUUUUUGCAAGAGGCCUGGGCAACGAUUCAUUUAUGGGUAAAAUCAGAACGAUUAUAACUUACACGCUUUUUGAAAAGGGUUCAGUUUAUGGGAACCGAAGAAUUCCUCAGGUUUUUAGGGGCCCGAGCUCUCAAGGUUUAGUAACCCGGCACAUCAAGAUCAAAAAUGUAAGAAAUUUUCAUCUUAGGUAUUGACACUUUUAAAUUGAGUGUCUAGUUGUAUGCAGAAAUGCUCGUGAGAAAUUACAUCAAAUUAUAGUCGGUGGGGGCAAAAGUACGCUGCGAGGCAGGAGUGCUAUUUACUCGUUUUCAUGCUGGCUGCACUAAUUUUUUUUUAAAAUGUGACUCAUAUUGUGAACUUGUAUAGCGUUUAUGUUUCAUAGAUCAGGACUGUCAUUUAAUGCCUCAAAAAAAUGUAUUUUUUUUUUCAUCCACGCUUCGUAAGUGCCUGUAAGAGCAAAUCUGGAUAAUUUUGAAAACUGAUAGAAUAUCCUUUAAGAUGGUUCAGAAUACAAUAUUUUUCAUAUGUACGUAACAUCGUUGAUACCAUUUACGAGAGAGGUAAACAGGAAAA
Molecule: messenger RNA, 5847 nt
Organism: Planococcus citri (citrus mealybug)
Lineage: Eukaryota; Metazoa; Arthropoda; Insecta; Hemiptera; Pseudococcidae
Exons: 2
Coding region: 4146-5063 (305 amino acids)
Source: RefSeq, a predicted model, not a curated record